Messenger RNA from Ceraceosorus guamensis, 2652 nucleotides. RefSeq lists its product as hypothetical. NCBI's taxonomy places the organism in Eukaryota, Fungi, Basidiomycota, Exobasidiomycetes, Ceraceosorales, Ceraceosoraceae. Bases 270 to 2495 code for a protein of 741 amino acids. The transcript is spliced from 5 exons. The record is from RefSeq and is a predicted model, not a curated record.
AACCUCACACGCCUUUGCAGGCACGCUGCCGGGGGGGUGUCGCGUCCGCGUCUUUAGCGCGAAACCAGCUGUAAUGCACCUCGCGGUCGCUGCCUCUGCCCAGUGAGCAUGCCGGCCGGCGACUUGGCCUUGGCAGUCCCUAGCUCAGUCUUGACACGACGGCGACCGCAUGGUCAAAGAGCUGAGCGAGUGAAGCGCAGCAAUGCCUCACGUACCAAUGUGCCAUUGCGGACAGUCACGAGUAUGGAGUCACAUCUUUCGAAACUCCGAUGCUUUAUAAGAAAGGACGUUUGAGAGAUGAGCAGAGAAAUUCGGCGACUUACCUACCGAAUCUGCUAGCUGCGCCUCGCGACACCAAGAUGACUGCUUUGCGUGUUUGUGGGCUUCUCUGCCUCGCUAUCGGCAUCCUGAGCGUCGCUGCGCUUCCCCGCCAACCUGCAAGUCGAGGGGGAGAAAAUGGACUUGGACUUAAGCCUGCAUCACCUUGCACCAAAGGCUUGCAUGUUUGGGUCCGUGCGGACGAUCUUCGACCCUCGUCGUUGGUGGAAGGAGAAGCACGAUUGGUAAAUAAUUUGACUCACUUGGCCCACGAUCCAGUUCUGGCAGAGCAAUGUCGCAUCGUGUCGUGGACUCUUGGCCUUCGACACCGCGAGCGCGUGGCCCUAAAGUAUCCCGUGCUCGACGUGCAGCCACCUCAGGAGCCGCAAUGGAACUACACCUGGUCGAGUCCAUACAGGUGGGGCUUGCAGGACGAGCUAUCCGUCCUUAUGCCCUUCUCUCCCUCAUCUCCGGAAAGGAAUGCUUACGAGAAGCGGAUGCAAGAGUACGCCGACGCAAUGGCCAAUCGAGAGCAAUGGAUCGUAGCAGAGAAGCAGCGUCUUAAUUUCGAGGCUGUCCGCGACAUGGGUGCGGUCGAGACACCCUCAGAGAAUUUGCAAGUCGUAGAGCUAGAGCCCUUUCUCAUUGCAGUACCGCCUGUGAUCUUCCCACCACGCGUUGAGGGUCACGGAUAUGCAACAGGUCGGGGCUCGUCUAACGUCUCGUACGCACGUGAGCUCGACAUGGCCUACUUUGCCCAGGCUCGCUUAGCUGGAGGAGACAUCAUCAAGAUUGCAGCCGGACAGACCACGUCUGUACCACCGCCAAUGUGGUCGUCCGACCCGGCGCCCAAAUCUCGUCGAUUUCACCACUCGUUCAACGAGAGCAGCUGGGUGGAAGUCACCCGGGAUUUGCGCGGUCCUUCAUUUACCCCCCGGGUAGUCAAUCUGGAGGGUUUGAACGCUUCUUUGACGUUCGAAAGUUCUUUAGCAUUCGUCCAAGGGGAUAAGCGUCAAGUGCAAGGAGAGAUGUUACUCCAAGGCGACAGGUACCACGUCGAGUCGGCACACUUCAAAAUUGUCCAGCACGUGCGCCCGGUGUGGGCAUCAUCGCAGCUGCUGGCAGAGACGCACAACACACGCUCGCUUGAGAUUGAGCUGCUGCGACGUGUCGGUUUGGCCGACAAUCUCAUCUUCACUGGCAAUGAGACCAGGCCUGAAAAGCAAGGCUCAUCUCGGAGCCGUCUCGCAGUGCCUUUGUCGGUCGAGGACCACCUCAGAGCUGCGAUAAAGCAGCGGAACGAAUGUGCACAGAUGGAAUGGAGCUUCAACAAACCUGCUACUGCCAUGACACUGACGUCCCACGCGAAUGGACGGACGCAACUAUCUGGGUGGGCAAACAUCUCGGACUCUGCGCCCCUCACGACCAGCACGGCGGCUGCGUUCGAAAAUGUUGAAGCUUACGUUGUAGUCGAGAUCAUCUUGCGGGACAGUUCGGUGGAAGGCGUCAACGACACGGCCAGUGGCGAGUCUUCGCGAUCUGAUCGCAUUCUCGAAAAAAAUUACGAGUGGGACAGCAGAGGAUAUCCCAAAAGCAAGGAAUGCCUCGCAGGCAUGCCGCAGUCCAUGUGCACUCUGCGCGGCUCGCAGUACCGUCUUACCGCCAUCUUUGAAGGAGUGUCCGUGCUUCCGCGCGGCUCGCGCGCGCACUUCAAGACCAGCAAGAUACGUGACAUGGUGCGCGAGCAGCGAUGCAAGACCAAUCCCAUCGGCUACCUCUCUCCAGAAGCUCGCGCACCCAUGUUUGUCGAGCCGAAGCAAGCCGCAACCGCUGCGAAGCACUUUUGCAGCAAUGACGACUUUUUCCCUCGCAUGAAUGCUACCACGACGUCUCGCGAGCGUCGGCCUGCAGAACAUGGUGCCCAAUCGACCAGCGACUCGGAGCUGCUCUUUGUCUCGAACAGGUGGCAGGGUCGCCGCCUCUUUUCGCACGAGGAGCAGGAGGUUGAGGGGUUCAGUUGGACGACUCCUCAAGCACGCACCAGGGUUGGCAAGGUCUGGGCCGAGAAAGUCAUUUUGCCAGAGAUGGACUCGUCUGACAUGGACGCGCAAGAAGGCGACGGUGAUCGUGACACCAUGCGAGCGCCUCCGCUCGUGAUCCAAAACGUGGCAAAGUGAUCCGGUGUCGCUACCUCUUCGCGUCGUGUCGCUGUCUGACGUCUUGCUGCCUUUUUGGACCAAUACAUGAACGAACGGUGCCCCGUCUCCUCUACGCGGCACUUGCUUCUCUUGCUUGACACCCUUCGUUGCUCAUCUGUAUGACCGUCGUCAAGCU